AUGGAUCAGAGAGGCUGGAUAUUAGCCUGUGCCAGCGGGGCAGCUUGCGGUAUUUCCCUCCUUCAAUUCAUCCUAUUGUCCAUACUAACAUUAUGACAGUGCUCGGGUCCACCAUAAUAUGUCUGGACGCCCUCCUCCGCCACCUCCCAUUCCGGCGGUUCCAAAACUUCUCCAUAAGGGAGAGCAGCACGUUCCUUGCGGCCUCCCUCUCCCUCUCCUUUGGUGUAAUGUUCUUCAGUGCACUCUAUGGUAUGCUACCGAAAUCAAGGGAAUACCUGCUCACCUCCGGCCACACCCCCAUGACUGCGAACGCUGUCCUUAUGACAGCAUUCUUGAGCGGCGUGGGCGGGUUGCAAAUAGUCUCAGAGUUGCUGCACUAUUGCCUGCCGUCUUCGAUCGUUAAUUGUGAUGAGCACGGGAGGGUCAACACGCGGGGGAGGGGCCGGAGAAGGGGUAGAAACGAAGGGAGGGGCGGAAUGGACGAGAGAGCGCCCUUGUUGGGACGCCAGGAUAGCGUCGUUCGCAAGAUCUCAGCGUCCGUAUCCAAUCUGGUCCGCGGGUGCGUGGGCGGUGCGGAGGGGAAAUGCUACGGCUUCUCCGACCAUGACUGCGAGCAGAAAUGUGCUGGGGAGAGGGUUGCCAUUCCGGGGUCUAGCGGGAGCCCGCUCCCCUCCCAUGGAGACGGCGAAGAGGUCUCGAUAAAUAGGGACUUGGAAAGAGGCUACCGAAGCAACUCGCAUGAAGCUGCGCCUAUCCACCACGAACCCCAUCACCACCACCACCACCACCACCACCACCACGGCCACCCACAUUCACACUCCAGGCCAAGUCGCAGUCGCUCUGCCAUCUCAGCUACCAUACUUACAGCUGGGGAUGUAGACCCAUCAGCACCCGGCCACCACCACGUUGCGGAUAAUCAGUUCCUAAGCAUAGGUGUGCAAACCUCAAUAGCCAUUGCAAUUCACAAAAUCCCUGAGGUACUAAAAUACCCCUCCUCCCCCUCCCAUCCUUCAUACUAACAUUGGUGAAAGGGCUUCAUAACAUACACAACCAACCACGCAAAUCCAACCCUCGCCCUUCCCCUCUUCCUAGCAAUCUUUAUCCAUAAUAUAACCGAGGGUUUCGCCAUGUCUUUACCACUCUACCUCGCUUUAAAAUCACGCACAUAUGCCAUCCUCUGGGCCUCGCUCCUCGGCGGCCUCUCGCAGCCGCUGGGCGCCGGAAUCGCGGCGCUCGGCCUACUCCACGGCGGUGGCAAGGUCGCGGGGCACGAGUGGGGGUAUGGCGUCCUCUUCGCCGUCACGAGCGGGAUUAUGUGCUCUGUUGGGCUGCAGUUGUUCUCGCAGGCCGUUGGAUUGCACCAUGGUGGGCGUGUGCCGUUUGUUUGGGGGUUUUUGGGCAUGGGGAUUGUCGGGGCCAGUUUUGGGGUUUCUAAUUAA
Tuber aestivum (summer truffle) is the source of this 1439-nucleotide messenger RNA. The record is from the annotation of a GenBank genome assembly. NCBI's taxonomy places the organism in Eukaryota, Fungi, Ascomycota, Pezizomycetes, Pezizales, Tuberaceae.